Messenger RNA from Budorcas taxicolor (takin), 1137 nucleotides. RefSeq names its product lymphocyte transmembrane adaptor 1 (gene LAX1). NCBI's taxonomy places the organism in Eukaryota, Metazoa, Chordata, Mammalia, Artiodactyla, Bovidae. Bases 1 to 1137 code for a protein of 378 amino acids. Gene Ontology annotation, cellular component: plasma membrane. The transcript has 5 exons. Gene Ontology annotation, biological process: antigen receptor-mediated signaling pathway; lymphocyte activation; intracellular signal transduction. The record is from RefSeq and is a predicted model, not a curated record.
AUGGAUGCCACCACGUCAGUGCGGUGGGAGCCCACAGGGAGAACCUCAGAGCCCAGCACUCUGCGGGGAACCCUCGGCAGCCUGAACAAGACUGGGGACCACAGCAGCAGCAUCUUUUCUGGGUUUGCGGCUCUCCUUGCCAUCCUCCUGGUUGCGGCAGUUUUCUGCGUCCUGUGGAACUGCGGUAAACGGAAGAAGCGGCAAGUUCCCUACCUCCGAGUUACCAUCACGCCCUUGUUGACUCUGCCUCGACCCAGACAGCGAGCCAAAAAUAUUUAUGACCUCUUGCCCCGAAGACAAGAAGAGCUGGGAAGACAUCCCUCAAGGAGCAUCCGUAUUGUCAGCACCGAAAGCCUCCUCUCCAGGAAUUCUGACAGCCCUCCAUCUGAGCACGUGCCCUCCCAAGCAGGCGACGCCCUCCACAUGCACAGAGCCCGUACUCACGCCGUGGGGUAUGCAGUGGGCAUCUAUGACAAUGCCACGUGGCCCCAGACGUGUGGAAACCUUGCUCCCUCGCCUCACUAUGUCAAUGUCAGAGCUUCAAGAGGUUCCCCGAGCACUUCUUCAGAGGAUUCGAGAGACUAUGUCAAUAUCCCCACAGCCAAGGAGCUUGCUGAGACUUUGGCUUCUGACAGUAACCCUCCUGGGAACCUCUUCAUCCUCCCAAGCACCAAGGAGCUGGCACUGUCUGAAGAAAUAGAUGAGGGUUGUGGGAACGCCAGUGACUGCACCAGUUUGGGGUCUCCAGGAACCGAUAACAGUGACCCACUCAGCGAUGGGGAAGGGUCUUCUCAGACCUCGAAUGACUAUGUCAACGUGGCAGAGUUGGACCUCGGGACCCCCCGAGGGAAGCAGCUCCGGGGGACGUUUCAGUGCCGCAGGGAUUAUGAAAAUGUACCACCAGGUCCCAGUAGCAGCAAGCAGCAGGAGGAGGAAGUGACAUCCUCAAACACACACCAUGUAGAGGGCAGGACAGACGGUCCAGAGACCCACAUCCUACCUGCCGUGCAGUCAGGGAGCUUCCUGGCUUCAAAGGAUUACGUGGCCUGUCAGUCGUCUGCCCACAGUGAGACCGGGCCGUGGAAACAUGCAGAAGAGACAUCAAGUGAGGACUCUCAUGACUAUGAGAAUGUGUGA